UUCGCCAAACUUGCUUCGCUAGAAGAGCUUUGUUAAAAUGAAUGAAAGAACGGAAACCCAUUCCACAGUCAAGCUUGAAUUUACAUAGGAAUUUCUAUUUCUUCGCUAGAAGAGCUUUAAAGGCAAGCUGCAGGCUAGGCUAGACAAGUGGAAGUCUGCUUAGCCAUGUCGAUUGGCUCUGUACAAUUCCAUCCUCCGUUCACAGCCAAAAGCUCUUCAGUUUGCAAAACCGGAAAGAAUAAUUCAGGCUGGGUACUCCUCAAUUUCCCGAAACCGCAUAAUAUGAGCAGAACUUUGUGUUUGGUAAAUGAGAAAGUGGGAUUGAGUCAAAUCUCAAAUGGGGUUGGGGAUAAAGACGGGAUUAUCAUCGUCGACCAUGGUUCUCGUCGCAAGGAAUCAAAUCUCAUGCUGAAUGAAUUUGUGGCCAUGUUUAGAGAUAAAACUGGAUACAAUAUUGUGGAGCCUGCCCAUAUGGAGUUGGCAGAACCAUCAAUUAAAGAUUCAUUUGGUAAAUGUGUUCAACGAGGAGCAAGUCGGGUUAUUGUGAGUCCAUUUUUCCUUUUCCCCGGAAGACAUUGGCAUCAGGAUAUUCCUUCACUAACAGCAGAAGCUGCAAAGGAGCACCCUGGUAUCCCCUAUAUCAUAACUGCACCUCUUGGUCUCCAUGAACUACUUGUGAAUGUGGUCGAUGAUAGGAUUAAACACUGCUUAAGCCAUGUUGCUGGGGAUGCAGAUGAAUGUGCUGUUUGUGCUGGAACAGGCAAGUGCAGGCUAUAUUGAUCUACAAAAGGGAGUGAGCUGUAUAUUUACUUUGCAUUCCCUGAAUUCUUACCAAAUGCUUCUCUUGCCCAAUUCCAUAGUCUUGAAAACUUCUCCUUCUCUAUUUUCUUACUUGCAUAAGUGCGGGCUUCAGCUUGAGCAGGAGUUUCUUCUUCAUAUGAAGCUGACAAUAAGCCACAUCAGUGGAAAUACCUUUUAGUAUACAGAAGACAGUAUUAUGCACAAUUGAAUUAAGUAUUGACUUUAGUAAUGUUCCAUUUCAGUUAAAAUGGUCCUUAAUGAAAAUUUAUACUGUUUGGAUGCUGGUAUCUAUUGGUUUUCUGCUGUUCCUGUUGUUUGUUGAAGGAUUUAGCUGCCAUAAAAACAUUUUUGGGUCUCUCCCACCCUCCUCCAAAUACACCAUAGCCUUCUUUCGGCUGAGGUUUAACAAGGAACUCAAGCAUUGGUAAUUCUUCACUGUCCACCCAGUGAAUGCAAUUCACUGGGCAUGAAUCGACCGAUACCUGCAAAUUUUAUGAAAUGUUACAAUUUGUAUUACAACUGAGCAGUAAAGCUUAUGUUUAUAGUUGGUAAAGCUUAUUUUCCGAGUUUGACGAUCACAGUAGAA
Molecule: messenger RNA, 1387 nt
Organism: Cannabis sativa
Lineage: Eukaryota; Viridiplantae; Streptophyta; Magnoliopsida; Rosales; Cannabaceae
Product: sirohydrochlorin ferrochelatase, chloroplastic
Exons: 7
Coding region: 166-780 (204 amino acids)
Molecular function (GO): lyase activity
Source: RefSeq, a predicted model, not a curated record